This is a messenger RNA of Cladophialophora immunda, 1692 nucleotides long. RefSeq lists its product as uncharacterized. The record is from RefSeq and is a predicted model, not a curated record. The coding region runs from base 1 to 1692 and encodes 563 amino acids. The transcript has 2 exons. NCBI's taxonomy places the organism in Eukaryota, Fungi, Ascomycota, Eurotiomycetes, Chaetothyriales, Herpotrichiellaceae.
AUGGAAGGCGGUAUUGAGGGUAUCGCAGACCUGGUUCGUAAUCUGGAUAUUACCGGAGAUACAUUUGAGAAUCGUGGACAAGAACGAAAACGAUCAACACACAACCACCUAGUCACUCUGCAGACUACCGUCGACAAGCUUAUACGACUUACCAGUACCAUCACCUUACAAGCUCAAUCCAUCAAUUCCCUGAGUAACGAUGCCAAUUCCUCCGGUGUCCUCUCUGAGGCAUACUCGCUCCAUGAGGGGAUCAAAAAGCUCACGAGCAUCACUCACAAUCUUCAAACCACUGUUGAAACGCUUACUGAGGCCACGGAGCGUUCUGUUAUCAGACGCCUCAAGACCUAUGGAAGCCAUACAGGAACCAUUUGUGAACUCUUAUUACAUUUUGAUGACCAGAUCAAAGGCAUUGUCCGGGAAGUCUUGAAUCAUACCAACGGUCGCGAGGUAUUAUGGAAGGUGGCUGAAGAAUGCUUUAACCAAGCCACUCGUCUUUCUGGGAACCUCGAUGCCAAUGACUACUUUGAUCCACUUGAAGAAUCCCGUCUCCAAUGGCCAUACGAUCCUGAUUUUGAGAGCGAAGAAUACUACGAGCAUGAGAAUCGCCUCAGCGUGGACGAAGACUACGCUGCAGCUUUUAAAGACCAAAUUUCCCGCAGAUUCGAUGCUCGCAGUAAAGACAGGCAGAGUUGGCCUGACUUUUGGAUUACGGUAUUGACCAAAGUACCUCAUGGGCCCACUCUGUUCUACCCGCCAGCAAGUUUAUGCAUGCAAUCAUUGAAUUUGGAUGCUGAACCCCCUUACCUGUUUCGGACGUUCGACGAGGUUAGCUCAGGGAGAAAUGAUGACAGUGUAGUAGCUUCUACAGCAAGUGUUUUCAGUCCACAAGACAGCUCCCGAACCGAUCUGCUGGGGUUGGAAAGACAUCGCGCAACUGAAUUGCUGCAUCAGCAUCUAACAAAAUCGUGCUUUCACGGCAAGGUGUCUGAUAACCUCAUGUCCUGGUCAAGCUCCUUACUUUUCACUGUACAAUACGCGAUUUGGAGGGCCAGGAUCCGCAAGUGCCCCCGGUCCGAUAUCAAGAUUUGUAUUGUUGACACCAGGAAAUUUCCAAAAGGACAAUUCGUUCAAGAUCUCUGGUUGAUCAGAGCAUAUUAUGCAACUGCCGCAGACAUCGGAGGGGAGACGCAAAGAUUUUUCCGAUUCCGCCUCGAGAAUGAAAACUUCUAUAACGGCGAAUACCUUUCGCAAGGAGAAGUAAAUCAUGGAGGUCGAUCUUGCGUGAUCUCUCUGAAGCAGCUUCUGGAUGCCGGACUCUCUCAACUAUAUCCCGAGUUUGAAGAACCCAGAGGUAGUGAGAAAUGGCCUCAUCGAGUGAUGGAACUGCGUCAGAGUUGGUCAGCGGAACAAGUAACGACAGAUCGGGAGAUUCAGCUUGCGUUUGGAGUGGCACGCAAAUGUUUCGCUGAGUUCGAGCCAUCCGAGAUAGCUCCCAUCCUCCUGACUUUCAAAAACCGCAAUUCCCUUUCGGGGCUGAAACCCGCCGAUCAAUUCGACAACCAGCGGCCAAAAUGGGCAGACAAGCCAGACGAAGUCCGUCGAUACUGGAUGGCUACUCAAUCCUACAACGAACACCCCAAUGCGCAGAUCAAUCGUUUGCUCCUUAAUAUCCAUGCUCAACCCUCGGCAUAA